Teleopsis dalmanni is the source of this 538-nucleotide messenger RNA. RefSeq lists its product as uncharacterized. The record is from RefSeq and is a predicted model, not a curated record. Lineage: Eukaryota; Metazoa; Arthropoda; Insecta; Diptera; Diopsidae. The transcript has 2 exons. Bases 44 to 358 code for a protein of 104 amino acids.
UAUACUAAUAACUACUAUAAAGAAAAUAGAUUACGGAAAAAAAAUGAAGUAUCUUAUUACAUUUUGUUUGCUAUUGACUGUAACCGGCAUUUAUAUUGCUAGUGCUGAUCAUAUUCUAAGGCUCAAUAAAGGUGCUCUACUUAGUUCUACACCUGAACCAACUGCUAUGAAAUCGACUACAGAAAGUAAAAAUACUGAGUUCGAUAAAAUCACGGAGAAAACUGAUGAUAUCACUGAAAAAAGUAGCAAUGUAGUCAAUGACAAUAUAACGAAACAGACAGAAGAAGAUAAAAUUACUACUACCACUACUACUACUACGGAAAAUGCUCCUUUCAUUUCGUGGAGUAUUAAUUUCUGAUUAAUUUAUAAUUAUUACUUAUAUAUCCACUAAUUAAAAUGCAAAUAAUUUUGCAUUUUUAUUUUUAGUGAAAUUUAGUAAUUAAAUACUAAUAAUUACCUUAUAUUCAGAAGUGAAUGUGAAUUUGUUGUUCACACUUAAUUUAAGAUUUUAGAAUAAUAAAAAUAAGAAUAAAUGAAU